CUUCUUAAUGCCUUCAAAUACUUGCUUCACAUUUGCUUGCUGCACCUUAAUUCCCAGCCAAUCCAACAACGCGUUCCUAAUAGUUUCGAACCAGCUACACUCAACAAACAAGUGCUUGGCAGUUUUCAUCACUGAUGAGGUACAUAAACAGCAUGUCACAUCAUCUACCUGAAUGUUUGAUUAGUUUACUUUUAGUUGAGUAAUCUCUCUUUAGCUGCUAACCAUGCAAUAAACCUAUGCCUUGGUCGAGAUAUCGAGUUCCACAUCAAGUUAGCAGAAUCCAAUCGUUCUCCUUUGAGUUCCCAGAGGAGCCUCGUUAUGUCCUUGUGCGAACAAAGAUGACAUUUCACCCUUCAACGAAUUCAGUUUCUUCCAGUACCAACUGCAGUCUUGAAGUCGUCUAUGUUCCCAGAAAGUUGGGUCAUUUUUUAUAGGCAUAAUACAUAAACAUGCCUUUUAACUUGGCCUCAAAUCACAACUAUGACCUUCAACUUUGGUGCGAAUAAGUAGGCACUUAAACUUCUAUAAAGUUGAGCAUGUAAGCACACACGUCCUAUGUGGCAUAAUACACGUAGGACGUCAUAUACGACAAGAAUUGGCCACAUAGGACAUAUGUGUCUACUUGUUUAACUUUAUACAGGUUUAAGUGUCUACUUGUGCACACCAAAAGUUGGAGAUCAUAGAUGUGAGUUGAAGCUAAGUUAAAGGACAUUCAUGUCCUGUGUGUUUUUUAUAUAAAUGCCACACACCCAUUUCAACCUCAAAGAAGUUUUAUCCGCUUCUUACAUGACAAAUCAUGUGAGGUGCAUGCAUUCUACAUGCCAAAUCACGUGAGGUUUUUCAAGUAGGAUGCGUAUAUUUAUUUGUACACGCAAAGUUGGAGGGUGUAGAUGCCAGUUGAGACUAAGUUAAAUGGCUUGUUUAUGCCUAACUCAUUAGUUCUGUUUUCGAGGCUCCCACUGGAGUUUUAAAAACUUAAGCCAUUUAUGAAAAAAAAUUAUUACGUGAAUAUUUAUUAUCAAGAUUCAGUGUUAGAAAACUUCUAUAAGCAUAGGGUAGUUCUGUGCACUAAAACUUUCGCUAUAUAUAGUGUUUGAAAAAGAAUUGAACUACAAGGGACUAUUGUACACAAAUAUUUUGAGUUGUCUCUGUGGCGGUGUAGCCACGUGUCAAGUUUAUGUACUCAUAUAAAUAUAAAAUUUAGUUCAGCUAUGACCCUACCGGUAUUGAUUAUGGGCAAUUUUCAAGCAAACGUUGUAACGACGAUAACAUAGCCAAAUUUCUAGCGGAGCAAAGUUUGACCAUUUUGCAAAGUAUAAGGGCCUUUCUCGAACUUUCUGCAAAUUUUGCAUUACUAUUUUAUUAUUAAUUACUUAUAUAGUUCUCUUCCGCUAAAAAUAAGACUUAUUUUGACUUGGCAUGGAGUUUAACUAAAUAAAAAAGAUUCUUAAAUUUUGUGAUCUUAAGCUAAAGUUAUGUCAAAUGUACUAAAAUAUAAUUACUCUUGUGAUCUUAAACAUAAAAUAUGGAAAGUUGGAGUAGUGUUGCCAAAAGAGAUAGUGAUCAUUUUCCUUCAAACAAACUAAAAAUGAAAGCAGGUCAAUGUUUUUGAAACGGAACAAGUAUUUGUUAAGUUGUUAUAUGUCCCACACAAUAAGAAAUUACGUACAAAAUAGUCAUAGAAUUACUCACUGCAUGGGUCAACUAGAUUGCUUUUUUAAGGAAAAAUGCUCCACUACGUGGCUCCUAAGCUGGAGAUUUAUUGUUUGUUUAUUGAUUAGUCCACAAAGUACCAGUUGCAGGCAGAUAAUAUAUAAAAAAAUUUUGAUUGGUACAGCAAAUUGGCCAAGUUCAUUCUUUAUUAUAUCAAUGAGGUAUAUAUCUAAAUAAUUUCAUAUAUGAGAUAUGAGAAAAGUCUAAGUAUAUGGAGAUAUUGUCUAUAAUCAUCUUUUAAUAACUUUCUCAUCUCAAAAAUAUAAUUGAAGUUAUCAUCCCAAUUUAUCAGAAGCCAACACUUAGUUAUCUAUAAAAUUUAAUACCAUUUUAGUCACACAGAGAUCAGGUAUGGCAUAUUUCUAUUGAUUUAUUUUAAUCUUGAUUACUUGCUCUACUAUAUCUUUUUUUUUUUUUUCAUAUUUAUGUUUUUCAUAUUGAUUACUUGCAGUGAUCAGUUGCUUCUUCUCAAAUUUCUACCAUUAAAAGCUUUCAGGUCAUAAUCGCAAAGGCAAACGUGAAUACAGUAGAUAUGGCUCAUGCAAGUGUGACUUCCCUUAUGAGAACAAUAGAAUCGCUCUUGAUAUCCAAUUCACCAAUGCAAUCUCUAACCUGUGAUCACAGAGAAGACUUUUCUGCUCUUCAUGAAAAGAUUAGUUCCCUCGAAGUAGUUGUCAAGAACUUUGAGAAAAACAAUCUUUCUGGGGAAAUGACAGAUUUGGAAGUAGAGAUAAAAGAAGUUGCAAAUAUUGUUGAACAAACAAUUCAACUAAGAGUAACUGAAGUUGUAUUGGCAAAUGAUGAAAAGACAAAUGAGAGGCUUUCUGAUACCCUGCAAGUAGUAGCAGAGGACAUGGAUCGUAUAUGGAAAGAGUCGACAAAGAUUCAAGAUAAAGGCGAACAAGUAUCAGAGGGAUCAUUGGUUCAAGGUUUUUCAAAUUCAACAAACAAUAUUCUGAAUGCUAAAAACAAUAUGGCUGGACGUGAUGAUCAAAAGGAACACUUGUUAGAAGAUCUAACUACAAGCUACUCUAGUGAACCCAAAGUCAUCCCGAUUGUCGGGAUGGGGGGCAUAGGUAAAACAACCUUAGCAAAAGAAGUUUACAAUCAUGAAUCAAUCCUACGCCGUUUUGAUGUUCGUGCGUGGGCUACUGUAUCUCAACAUCACAACAAAAAGGAAAUUUUGCUGAGCCUUCUGCAAUCGACGAUCAAAAUGGAUGACACGGAUAAGACGAAAGGUGAAUCAGAGCUAGCAGACAUGCUGCAGAAAAGUUUAAAGAGAAAGAGGUACUUAAUUAUCUUGGAUGAUAUCUGGAGUUGUAGAUUGUGGGAUGGCGUGAGACGAUGCUUUCCAACUGAAUACAAUGCAGGGAGUCGAAUACUGCUGACUACCCGUAACAACAAAGUCGCCUGUUAUGCUGGUACAGAGAAUCUUUCUAUGCAGAUGGACUUCAUGGAUCAAGAUGAGAGUUGGGAACCUUUUUAAAAGUGCCGCAUUCUCAAGUGACGCAUUACCAUAUGAGUUUGAGACUGUAGGGAAGCAAAUCGCAGAUGAAUGUCACGGGUUACCACUAACUAUUGUCGUGGUUGCUGGACUUCUCAAAUCCAAAAGGGCAAUAGAAGAUUGGAGAAGUGUUGCGAAAGAUGUCAAGUCACUUGUCACAAAUGAUCCUGAUGAACGAUGUUCACGUGUGCUUGGGUUGAGUUACAAUCACUU
Messenger RNA from Capsicum annuum, 3430 nucleotides. RefSeq names its product putative late blight resistance protein homolog R1A-3. The record is from RefSeq and is a predicted model, not a curated record. Gene Ontology annotation, biological process: defense response to other organism. The transcript has 2 exons. Bases 2246 to 3199 code for a protein of 317 amino acids. NCBI's taxonomy places the organism in Eukaryota, Viridiplantae, Streptophyta, Magnoliopsida, Solanales, Solanaceae. Gene Ontology annotation, molecular function: ADP binding.